Messenger RNA from Macrosteles quadrilineatus (aster leafhopper), 2270 nucleotides. RefSeq lists its product as uncharacterized. NCBI's taxonomy places the organism in Eukaryota, Metazoa, Arthropoda, Insecta, Hemiptera, Cicadellidae. Bases 106 to 912 code for a protein of 268 amino acids. The record is from RefSeq and is a predicted model, not a curated record. Gene Ontology annotation, molecular function: RNA binding. The transcript has 7 exons.
CCAACAAACAUCACAACUCACAUCAUCACAUGCACAAGCUAUUGCAUUGUCUUGUCAAACAAAAAGGCUCGAAACCGGUCUGAAGUAAGCAAAAAGACGCUAAUAAUGGCAGAACCAGGACCAGACGGAUUAUACAGUGUGUGUGUUCAAAAUGCUGAAGACUGUUCGGAUGAUGAGCUCCAUGAAAUAUUCGAGGAGUUUGGUUGUGUUGCGAGACUCCAUAGAGUAAACGCCUUAGUCUUUGUGCGCUACUCUACUGCUGAUGAAGCUAAUAACUGUGUAGAGUCAAUGAGAAACCAGCAACGGUUCAGAGUAAACUAUGGGAAAAAGAAGAGGAACGAUGGAAAUUAUGGAAGACAUGGGCAACGAGGCUCAUAUCAGCAAUACUCUAAUGGAGACCAGGAUACUGACGCACCUAAAUCAAGGUUUGGAGAGAUGAACAGGAACGACAGCGGGAGCGGGUUUGGCAGGAGACCCAACAACUUCAACCAGCAGAGACCAGACCGCAGAAAUGAUGGCGGCGGAGACGGAGGUUUUGCUGGUGCGAGUAGGCCUUCAGCUAGAAGACCUCCUAAACUGGUACCAUUCCCAGCACCACAGCCUGCUGAAAAUGCUCCUCCCACAUCAGCAAAGGUAGCAGUAAUCGGGAACCAUCACCCUAAGUUCGGUCAGAACAACAUCUAUGAUCUUUGCAAGUUGGCGAAAGUUAACCCGCUACAUGUAGCCAUGAAAAACUAUGAUAGGCCACCGUACCCGAAGCUGCAUUUCGCUGUGGUGUACGUAAGGAACCAAGAAGAGGUCGAUAACAUAGUCAGCUCACUAAAAGGCUUACAACUGAAUGGUUAUACGCUGAUUGUGGGAUCAGCAGACGAGUUGUUGGAAGAAGGAAAAUUGUUAAAACGAAGUAAUUAAGUCAUAAGUACAAAAAAACUGAUGGUGUUUUCUCAGUUUUCGGUUUUCGGUUUUCGUAAAUACCAAACAGGGUUCCUAAUCAAACAAAGUGAUUGUUUCAAAGUAUGAUGUUUUAAAGUAGAAUAUAAACCUUGAUUUGAAAAUGCAUUCGUUAAAAUCAGAUUCCUUUGCAAAAAUAUGUAGGUAUAGUGAUGGUCGAAAACCAGAAAUCUCGAAUCUCAAAACGUAAACGCAAAACUUGUUUACUUAGCUUUUACAAAAGCCAAAGUUACAAAAAAUACAGGUAAUCAUUAAAUUUACCGGUAAUAAUUAAAAUUUAAUUAUGCAAUCAAAACUGAAAGAGAUUGACUCCUUACCCUGACAUAAUAACAUAUAAAUGUGACUGGUAAACUUGAAACCCAAAACAUCAUAUUUUUAAAAAAACAACCAACAUACAAAUAAAUUAAAAUCCUGACACCAACAUAAACAUGCAAAUUAAAUCAAUUAAAACAUUUAGUGAUCAAUAUUUUCUUUGUGUUUCUGUUAAGUUAAUAUUGUUAUGAAACUGAAUUGUAUGUUAUUCCAGUUAUAGUAUUUAAAAUGCUUUUUGAAGUUCAGAAUAUAAUUAACUUGUUUCAUUACUGUCAAUGGUGAUCUGUUUGCUCUAUUGCUACCAUCUUGUGUGAAAAUAGUGUUAAUAACAAUAAUAAUGGGACAAAAAUAUGAGCAGUUUCAGAAAUAAAACUGCCAAAAUCCUCAAUUUGAAAACUUUUGAUCGAAUCUCGAAACUGAAACUUUUCCAAAGUUUUGAUGGUUUUGAGAUUUGAGAUUCGGUUUUGACACAUCACUAGUAGGUAUUCUGCUUUUACAACUUACCUACUUCAAUGAUUGUACAAGUGUUCUCUCGUUGUUUGUUAUUACUUAUUGUAAGAAAAUUUAGUGUUAUUUUUAAGAACUGAGUAAUAUUAGCCCUUAUUGCAGUAUUUUUAGGUUUCUACCUCUAUAAAAGUAAGGUAUAUUUGAUUUAUUUGACUAAACUCUGUUAAACGUAAAUGUUAGCAAACACUCUUUAAGUAAAAUUACUUCUUGUAUCUCUUCCAUUUCAUAUUGUCAUUUAGAUAUUAAACUGUUUUAGCGAUGAAAGAAACAAUUGAUUUAAGUUACAGGUGCAGUUUUGGAAUAGUUAAAUAGAAUCAGUGAAUCUUUAUUCCUCUUUUUAUCUCUUACAUUGUCUUUAAAUAUUAGUAAAAAGGGAUUAAAUUGUUUUUUGCCGUUUAAGAAAAAAAAACAUUAUCUAAGGAUGAUAUAAGCUACGGGUGCUGAUGUGUGUUUUAUAACAGUACUAGAACAGUGUUAUACUUGUCUCUGUUAAAUAUAAA